AUGACUUCUCAUGACGAUAUAAUACUUCCAUCGAUAUCCUCAAUAUCAAAACUCACUAUAUCGGAUGUAUCAAAGACAGGAUUUGGUUACAAUCCAUCAAUUGGACCAGCUUCAAAUGCAAUUACUCAAGAUACUGCUGGUAUACUACUCAAUAAACGAACAGUAUCACUUACAUCAACACCUUCCAUCUAUGAUAGGAAUAUAACCAGUAAGAAGCCACAUGAUAUUAACUUAUCUUCACUUUCAUUUUUAUUUUGUGAAGUUGUUAAUUGGUCUCAUAGAAAUUCCAAAGGAAUUCAUGAUUUAGAAACAAGAUUAAAUGGAUUAGGAUAUCAAGUUGGUCAACGAUAUCUUGAAUUAAUUAAAUUAAGAGAGGGGUUUAAGACAAUUAGAAGAGAAAUUAAGAUUAUUGAUAUGUUACAAUUCAUUCAUGGACCAUUUUGGAGGACUAUAUUUGGAAGACUGGCAAAUGAAUUAGAGAAAUCUCAAGAUAUUGCUAAUGAAUAUAUGAUAACUGAUAAUGUCCCCAUGUUGGCAAGAUUUAUUAAUAUACCGAAAGAUUAUGGUAAUUUAAAUUGUUCAGCAUUUGUAGCUGGAAUGAUUGAAGGUGCUUUGGAUAGUGCUGGAUUUUAUGCUGAUGUUACUGCUCAUUCUGUACCUAUUGAUGGAUAUCCUUUAAGAACAGUGUUUUUGAUUAAAUUUGAUGAACUGUUAUUAAUAAGAGAAAGUUUACGAUUUUAG
Messenger RNA from Hemisphaericaspora subhashii, 741 nucleotides. Its product is annotated as TRAPP subunit. Lineage: Eukaryota; Fungi; Ascomycota; Pichiomycetes; Serinales; Debaryomycetaceae. Gene Ontology annotation, biological process: endoplasmic reticulum to Golgi vesicle-mediated transport. The coding region runs from base 1 to 741 and encodes 246 amino acids. Gene Ontology annotation, cellular component: TRAPPII protein complex; TRAPPIII protein complex; TRAPPI protein complex. The record is from RefSeq and is a predicted model, not a curated record. The transcript has a single exon.